Solenopsis invicta (red fire ant) is the source of this 3918-nucleotide messenger RNA. RefSeq names its product vicilin-like seed storage protein At2g18540. Lineage: Eukaryota; Metazoa; Arthropoda; Insecta; Hymenoptera; Formicidae. The record is from RefSeq and is a predicted model, not a curated record. The coding region runs from base 129 to 1217 and encodes 362 amino acids. The transcript is spliced from 2 exons.
UUACUAUAUUCUCGUAGGAUGCAUCAAAAUUGGAUUUUUUCAUUUCCACCGAUGCUGAAUACGAAAUUUAUUCUGCUAAGGAUGUUGUGCAAAAAAACAGCUUCACAGAAAUCUACAAUGGCAAUAGUAUGGAUCUACAAUUAACUACCACUAAAGAUAACACGCGCACAAUGUUUGAGAAUUGUUACGAGAACCACACUUGGCUGAAAACAAAUUUGAGCAAUUCGAGGAAAGCGUGCGAGGAAAGCAAGCGUCAACGUAACACCCCUGACACGUCAAGGGAAGUCAAUUCAAAAAGAAUCGGACGUCCGAUCGGAUCAGACAUCGAAACUGGUCGCCGUGACGAAAUCAUCGGCGAGGAUCUAUCGGAAAUGAACGGCGGUCGUUCGCUACGGCGCGGUGAAAAAACAGAAACGUCGGCAGGUGGAGCACGUAGCGACGACGGUACAAGAAAUACCGACACGAUGGCAGAAAGAAUACGCGAGAAACGUGACAAUAAUCCGCAUCAGCGCGAACUCGGCGAGGUCGAAGAUAAGAACCGGCAAGAUCGCCGCUCGGCUCAACGUGAUGUGCAAGAAGAAACGAACAGAUCGCAGAUCGCGGCUGAAAAAAGAGGAGGAGGCAGAGAUACGGAGGAUGCGAUGGCGACAGCGGCGGUGGAGGAGGAAGAGGUGAAAAGCGUCGGCGGGCACAGAAAUCCCAGUAAGAAUCCUUAUCAACAACGUCGCGGGGAAGAACGCGAGAGGCGAUUGCCGGAUAGUAGCGCGGAGAAGAUCGACCGAUUGGAUCGAGUCGAGGAGACGAGUAGUACGAUGGAGAUAUCGGGGAAACCGGCCAAAAGGCUCGAGCGGGAUGAGCGUAGUCGACGCGAUCAACGCGAAGACGUCGAGGGAAACCCGACUGCUCUUCGAGAUAGGAAGAAAGAAGAGAAGGAUAAGGACGAGCAGGCAGAUACGACGCUUCUAAGUAAGAGUAAGGGGCCUGGAAGUAAAAGAACGGCGGACUCAGUGGGAGACGUGGAAAAGGGACGCUCCGUCCUUAAUGAAGAGAGAAAACUUCCUGUGAGCAACAGAAGGCGCCAAGGAGCGUCAACCGACCGAAGAAACGAUUCUGGGGAGACGAGAAGUCGGGCGACUAGUAAGCGUACACUCGUCCAAAAUAUGGUACAACACAAAAAUGGGACUGGGAAACAUCGUUUCGCGAAGAAACAAAAUUAAAUUUUGAUACGUUUGAUAUGCAACGCGUGCCAUUGGUGAGACGCAGACGAUCUGCUUAGAGCUAAUUGAGAUCGCUUCCGGCAAUCCUCUCGUGCAAUUAUCAAUCGUAUUAUCAUUGUGUAUCGCGGAACAAUGCAAUGCGAUCGAUUCUAGUUAUCAGGCUUCAACUACAGAAAGAUUUCUGUUGCGUGUACAGGCCCUUCAAAUCCGAUCAAGUAUCAAUUAUCGAACGCGCACUUUGUGGAGCUUGGCUGGACCCGAUUGCCGGUUACCAAAAUCAUGAGAAAGAUCGUACGUUAUGAAGCCAAACCAGCGAAGCCCGGUCUAGAUUGGUAGGUAAUAUCCAGACGCGAAAAAUGAUACAAUACGAAUCGCAUGCUACAAAUAGUAACAAGCGUGUUAUUCAUCUACUAUAGGAUCACGAAGUUUAUAUCUAUCAAAGUCUGAUAUCGCAAAGUUAACCCACAGCACGAUAUUUUAAUGGAAAAUUAAUUUAUUAAAUAUAAAUUAAUUUAGAUGAUUAUCGCGAAUUAGGUAAAUUAAUAGGUCGAGUGCUAAUGAAUUGAAUUGAAGCAGUUUAGAAAUAAGCGGGCUAAAUAACGGGCUAAAUAACGGACCAAGUAAAUUAUGUUACAGCCAACUUCGCACAUGAUUAGUUACUAACGAGUAAACAAUUAGGCCGACGAAGUUAAUGGAACGGCAUCACAAACAAGCAUGCAUUUUAAGCCGCCGUAACGAGAGCCAUGUGAUAUUGUGUAAUUAAUCGGCAAACGAUACGGUAAUUUGUUUGAACGUUAGGUCCAAAAAAUUCGAGCUCAGAGGCAUGAAAUAUUAUGACGAUGGAUUAACGCUGUUUUCGAGAUCCCAUCCCGAUGGUUCUGGCGAGUUGUUUUAUCCCAACGGUGUAUUGGCUAUUAGAAUCUACAAGCCGGAAAACCGGAAAUGUAACUGAGUUAUUUACAUAAUGCAGUUUACAUAGAGUAUUCCAUUACUACCGGAUGUUUCCACAAUGAUUCUUUGGCCUUACAGGUCUUUUAAGGAGAACGGAAUGAGCGGUCCAUUAUCCUGACUUGAUUUGUGUGUUGAUUGCAUGACAAUUUAAGUGCUUCAAAUUACGUUAUUAAAAUAACAUGGUCAAAGUUUAAAUUUUAUCGAAAAUGGAAUUUUUAAUGUUAUGCAGAUUCUCAAACAUUUAUGUCUCUAUGCUGAUACACAACCGUUAUAUUUCCUUCUAUCAUCCAUGAUUAAUAUUCGGUAAUUUUGGAAUAUCUUGUGUAUCAAUAUACAUAUAUAUGGAACACAUAAUACAAUUAAAUUGCGAAUUUAUCGUUGUCUAUCGAAAAGUCAAAAACAGAUCGAGAUAAUACUCUCUCGUUAAAUAUUCCACAAGAUAUAUCGACUAACUUUGGCAAUCCUUUGGCCGAAGCGUUUCGAUUCGCGACGAUCGCAUUCGUAAAUAUCAAUUCGGUCUCGGACCGGCUUUCGGGCGGGCUUAAAAAAAUCGCUGCUAUCGAUUUCAAGACGAUAUGUAUACUGUGUUCACGCCAGGAGGCAAAGACGCAUUGGCGAUCAAGAGGGAGUCUCAGAUCUUGGCGAUAUUCGACAGCAUGGGAUACGGCGUCGUUUUCGACAUGGACGGCGCGGCGAGGUUUGUUCGGAAAAAGAAUUUACAAAGAAUGUUUAAUUACUGUCGAGGUGGCUCUCUCGUUCGCCAAUUCAGGACUCCAAUUACUUCUGCAGGCUGUCCUACAACCAGAUCGGAGGAAUUUUUACGGACAAUCCCGCCGGUCUGCCCCUCGUUUGGACUUGGAACACGAAUCCGAGGGAAUCGAUACUCGAGACCGUGUACACGGAAAAUUUAACCGAUGAAAUGAAAUUUUUCCCACCGACUGACAAAUCGGCGGAAAGGUGAGAUGCUCUUUCAAAGACUUAUGUACUUAUAUGGAGCAUCGAUGUUCACACGCAUCAUGUUCCGAUUACGUUUGAUUGGCUUCGCAGUUCCGGAAAUGUUAAGACACCGAUAUCACCGUCCGGCUCGAGAAAUAAGGAAAAGAAGGUCGCUGAAGUGCAGAAACCUGUUGUCGAGGAACGACAAGAAGAGGUCGGGAGCAAGUAUGUCAAGCAAAAAAGUAGAGCGAAUUCUAUCCAAACAAAGCAGUCUAAUUACGCCACAUAUUACCGUUCUGGAAAUAAAUUAUAGCAAUCGCGCGCGUAUAUUUUGUUAAGCGCAUCUUUCUCUCGUUCGGAGAUAUUGUCCUACAUAAAAUGUUUUAAACGAAUUAAAUUAUACGUGUUGAAAAUUAAUGCAUUAGCAAAUUACAUAUACCCGUCGUUCCGUUAAUAAUUGAAAUUAAUACAUUAUUCAUGUCUUUAGAUCGAACGGUAACCAAGAGUUUCCGAAAGAAGAAGACGUUCAUCACAUAAAAAUAAUGUGCAUGAAAUUGAAUGAAUUUUUUAGCCUGCGAAUCGUCGAUCGGAAGAAUAUCAGUUUACGGUUUUCUGCUAGAAAUAAGAAUAUCAGGUUUCGUGAUUACCUUGAUUGAUACCACAUAUACUUUCAGAUACUUAAUAAUUUUAUAUAAGUUGAUUAUGAUCUAUUAAUUAUCUUCGUUUUACUUUAAUAGGAUAGAAUUGGGUACAAUUGUGAAUUUUAAUAAAGAAGUAGCAUCUUACAUGGUGGAAGCAAGUGAUUGGAAAAGCG